Pyricularia grisea is the source of this 1635-nucleotide messenger RNA. RefSeq lists its product as uncharacterized. Gene Ontology annotation, biological process: G protein-coupled receptor signaling pathway. Gene Ontology annotation, cellular component: membrane. The transcript is spliced from 3 exons. Gene Ontology annotation, molecular function: mating-type factor pheromone receptor activity. NCBI's taxonomy places the organism in Eukaryota, Fungi, Ascomycota, Sordariomycetes, Magnaporthales, Pyriculariaceae. The record is from RefSeq and is a predicted model, not a curated record. Bases 1 to 1635 code for a protein of 544 amino acids.
AUGUCUACCGAUCCUGACAUUCAAUAUGGCCUGCUUGCAGAAGAUCUUGCCAGCCCUGGCCUAGUUGUCGACCUAGUCCUGCGAGUAUCACUAGCCACUGUGGCUAUCAUCGCUACCUGGGUGCCCUUUCGCCUGCUAUGGAGGAGUGGCGAGUUUGCCGCGGCCCUUCUUGCCGCCAAUAUCAUAAUCUCAAAUUUCAUCACUAUCAUACAAGCCCUUAUCUGGCGUGACGAUGCAGCACUGGACGGUUACCGAGGCCAAGGAUGGUGUGAUGUUCAGGCCUACAUCAACAUACCGCUCAGCACCAUGUAUGCCACCUGCGUCUUUGCUGUGAUCCAGCACGUCUCUGCCCAGGUCAGCCUCAGACGGGCUACGGGCCUAUCUCGCGCUGAGAAGAGGCGGAGGAACUUGAUCCAGGCCCUCAUUAUCUUCCCGGUACCCAUUCUCCAGAUUGCCCUGAGCUACCCGGUCCACGCAUAUCGCUACAGCAUAACAACACUACAAGGGUGCGAUGGUGGCUUUGAGGGGAAUCUACUCACCUUCUUCUUUUUUCUUAUACCUAUCCCAGUCUAUGUCAUCGGGGCUAGUAUCUAUGCCAUAAUCACCCACUUUCAGUUCCGCAAGCUAUCAACCGGAAGCUCGGUCAUACAACAAAACAACAGUGGUGCGGCGGCCAGAAGCAACAGGGCCAAGCGCAAGCUCUACCUCAUGACAGUCUCCAUAGUGGCUCCGUACCUCCCCAUUCAGAUUGCCUUUCUCGCCAUCAACCUUAGGAGCACCGAUGGUUGGUUUCAGCUUUACAGCUGGGAAGAUUUUCGGAGCCAACCUACUUUGAACGGCAUCAUGCGCGUCCCGAGCUGGCAGGCGAACUGGAUAUCCAUGCGAGUCUGCUACAUUGCCAUCCUGUCGGCCAUUCCUAUAUUCAUCUUCUUCGGCACGACGAAGGAUGCCGUGAAUACCUGGCGAGGAUACUGCCUAGCGGUGGGCCUCGGCAGGAUCUUACCACAGCUCAAGGAGGAGUACGAUCCAGACCGUCCACGAGGCACGCAAAAUACCAACACGCUCCAGUCCUGGGGGACUGGUUCUCUUGUGUCAGCAACGGACCGCAAGGUAUCUGUGGCAAGGGAUGGGUCACACUCAGCCUCCGGCUCAGACCACUUUGAGGAUAUUCAACUUCCCAACAUUGACACGAUAGCACAAGCCGAGCCCGCUCAGCUUCGGGCUUACGACAGCAGCAGUGGCAGUGGUAAGGGCUUCAGCGAGGAAGAAAGUCACCAGGCGCGCAGGAUCUUCUCGCUCAAGAAGAUGCCGGUCCCCAUCCCUCGUAUCGGCCGCUGGUCCAGUCGUUCUAGGCAUCGGGCCUCGGAUGACGACACAGCACCACUAGGCGACCCUGGCACCCGUCGGGUCUCACCAUCCCCAAACAGGUCGCGGCAGAUGGACCAUCUAGAAGCCCCGGCACGUUGGGAGCCUAGCCCUUCCGGCUCUUUGGUCGAGACUAGAGUGUGGUCGGAUGACUUGGAGAGUGUGAGGGAUGUCGGCAGAGGGCGCGGGAGAAGAGAGCCGUCGCCGCACGAGGUCGUGGUCAAGACACAUAUAGCCACUUGUUCUACUUCACAAACUCCUGCCUUAUGA